Protopolystoma xenopodis is the source of this 429-nucleotide messenger RNA. The record is from the annotation of a GenBank genome assembly. Lineage: Eukaryota; Metazoa; Platyhelminthes; Monogenea; Polystomatidea; Polystomatidae.
GUGAUUACUUGUGAUGACUUUCCUUCUACUAGCGGAUAUGACACACGUGCCGAUGUUUGGUCACUUGGAGUAACAGGUCUAGAACUUUGGGAUGGAGAGCCACCGCUUGCUGGCAUCUCUCCGAUGCGCGCUCUGGCCCGUAUUCCUCAAGAUCCCACGCCAAUUCUUGCUUACCCUUGCUUGGAGCAACAAUAUAAACAAAGAAGAAAGUUAACAAAAGUUAAGCAACAAGGUUAUUUAAGCUCGUUGGCAGAUGAAGGACAAACAAAUGAGCAUCCUCGAAUUAUGAUUCACACUGAACAAUUAAUUUGCGGAUCAAGAAUUCCAGAUAGUCCUGGCCUAAUUCCGCGGCAUCUGCGCAACAAAAAUAAUCUGAAAGUACAUGAAGAUGGCUUGUCUCUAGAAUUCUACUCAUUUUUAUCAAGGUAG